Messenger RNA from Quercus lobata, 1862 nucleotides. Its product is annotated as NAD-dependent protein deacetylase SRT1-like. The transcript has 14 exons. Lineage: Eukaryota; Viridiplantae; Streptophyta; Magnoliopsida; Fagales; Fagaceae. Gene Ontology annotation, biological process: negative regulation of transcription by RNA polymerase II. Bases 92 to 1501 code for a protein of 469 amino acids. Gene Ontology annotation, cellular component: nucleus. Gene Ontology annotation, molecular function: histone deacetylase activity, NAD-dependent; transcription corepressor activity; NAD+ binding. The record is from RefSeq and is a predicted model, not a curated record.
UUUGACGCAACUAUAAAUGUUUCACCUUCAAGCGCAAGGAAGAGAAAUCAUAAAAUAGUUUAUAGGCUCUGAGAAAAAAACACACACAAACAUGUCUCUGGGUUUUGCAGAGAAGCUUUCUUACAAUGAAAAUGUGGGCUCGGUUGGAAUGUCUGAGAUUUUCGACCCACCUCAUGUUUUGCAACAAAAAAUUGAAAAUCUUGCGGCUUUGAUUCGGAAGAGUAAGCAUAUUGUGGCAUUCACAGGUGCAGGAAUAUCCACUUCCUGUGGAAUACCUGAUUUUCGAGGUCCCAAAGGAGUUUGGACACUACAGCAUGAAGGAAAAGGUGUGCCUGAAGCAUCAUUGCCAUUCCAUCGUGCAAUGCCAGGUAUAACACAUAUGGCUUUGGUGGCUCUGGAGAAGGCUGGUAUCUUGAAGUUUGUCAUUAGCCAGAAUGUGGAUAGCCUCCAUCUCCGAUCAGGAAUUCCCAGGGAAAAAAUUGCCGAGUUGCAUGGCAAUUCAUUCAGAGAACUUUGUCCUUCCUGUGGAGAAGAGUAUUUGCGAGAUUUUGAGGUGGAGACUAUAGGCAUGAAGCAGACGUCACGGCAUUGUAAGUGUGGGGCAAGACUAACGGACACUGUUCUUGAUUGGGAGGAUGAAUUGCCCCUAAAGGAGCUGAAUCCAGCUGUGGAACAGUGUAGGAUGGCUGAUGUUGUAUUGUGCUUAGGGACCAGUUUGCAGAUAACUCCAGCAUGUGACCUUCCUUUUCAAACUCUCCGUGGUGGGGGUAGGGUCAUAAUUGUAAAUCUUCAGCAAACUCCAAAAGACAAGAAAGCAAGUUUGGUUAUCCAUGGUCAAGUUGAUAAGGUGAUUGCAGGGCUUAUGUAUGAUCUUAAUUUACAGAUUCCUCCAUAUGUCAGAGUUGAUCUUUUCCAGAUAAAUCUUACUUAUCGUCAGUUCCCCAGAUUUUCAGACAAAAAAUAUGUGAACUGGACUCUCAGGGUAACAAGCGAACAUGGGAAGAAUGCUCCAUUGCAAUUCAUCAAAUCAGUUGAGGUUUCCUUCUUAGACAGGCCAAAUCUCAGGACAGCUAUCCUACUUAAGCAACCAUUUUUGCUGAAAAGGCAAUUAAUUAGUACAAGACCAUUUAAAAUAUCAUUGAAGAUCAAUUUUAGUGAUGGUUGUGGGUGUCAGAGCACAAAAGUUGAGUUCCCUGUCAACUUUCAGGUGUUAGCAGAUAGCAUCAACCAUGAUAAGGAUGAUGUGAUUCAGAAACUGAAGAAGACAGCAAUCCAAGAUCAAUGCUGUGGGCAAAUUUCAUUAGUUGAAAGAAAGAAUCUUUUACCUCCCACAAAAGAAAUCUCUAUUUAUGCCAUUGCGACUGAUUUUGUUGCAUACAACACUUAUUUGUCAAGCACUGGAUUAUCGGAAGAUAUUCCCAAGAGUAGUGGCUAUAUAAUGAGAAGGCUCAAGGAUAACAUUAAUACUGAAAUGCCUCUCAAGAAACUAAAAUGUUGUUGAGUUGAUUAUUUGUUCUCGUUUUCAGUUUUUUUGGGUGUAAAUUUUACUUUUGGGAGCCAGUGCAACAUGGGGAGAAGAAUGGGGUCUAGAUGAUAUAUAGAGAAGUUAACCUUGCAUAUACGCUGUAGUGUCCAAGAAAACUUGUACUGGCAUUGGGUCUCCAUUGCUGUGAAUCUGGAAUUUUUUGUGGGGGAACAUAAUGAACCCAUUCUGUAAAGGUUUAGGCAAAAAAUUGAAUGAUGGAAAUAGGGUUUCUCAUGAGCUUUCAAUCAUCUGUGGGCUUGUAUGUGUAGCUUUUUAUGUUUAACUGAAGUUGAUAGUAUUUUUUGAUAUGGAGUAAUGAAUAAUCUAUUCUAGUCGC